This is a messenger RNA of Pseudopipra pipra, 1819 nucleotides long. It is a transcript of the gene SUMF1, whose product is annotated as sulfatase modifying factor 1. The record is from RefSeq and is a predicted model, not a curated record. The transcript has 9 exons. Gene Ontology annotation, cellular component: endoplasmic reticulum. Lineage: Eukaryota; Metazoa; Chordata; Aves; Passeriformes; Pipridae. The coding region runs from base 28 to 1095 and encodes 355 amino acids.
CGGGCGGCACGUGAUCCCGGCGCCGACAUGGCGGCGCCCAGAGGGGUCGCGCGCGGGGUGUUCCUGCUGCUGGGAAUGUGGAUGGGAAUGGGAAUAGCGGGAACAGCCGGGGCUGCCGAGGCCGGGAGCUGCGGGUGCGGCGGCGGCCGGGCCGCCGGGGACGGGCGGGAGCUGGCGGCGCGGCGCUACUCGGCGGCGGCGGCGGCUGCGGGCAGCGGGUGGAGCGGCGGGCACGGGCCGAUGGUGGCGGUUCCAGGAGGGGUGUUCACCAUGGGCACCCAGGAGCCUGCAAUCCCGCAGGAUGGGGAGGGCCCUGCCAGGAGAGUCCACCUGAAGAGCUUCUACAUGGAUCAGUACGAGGUCAGCAACGAGCAGUUCCAGAGGUUUGUGAACUCCACUGGCCACGUGACUGAGGCAGAGAAAUUUGGAGACUCCUUUGUGUUUGAGGGAAUGCUGAGUGAAGCAGUGAAGGCUGACAUCCACCAAGCAGUUGCAGCUGCUCCCUGGUGGUUGCCUGUGAAAGGAGCCAACUGGAAGCAUCCCGAGGGUCCUGACUCCAGUAUCUCCAGCAGGAUGGAUCACCCAGUUCUCCACGUGUCCUGGAAUGAUGCUGUGGCUUUCUGCACGUGGGCAGGGAAGCGGUUACCCACGGAGGCAGAGUGGGAGUACAGCUGCAGAGGGGGCCUGGAGAACAGGCUGUUCCCAUGGGGUAACAAGCUGCAGCCCAAAGGUCAGCACUACACCAACAUCUGGCAGGGGGAGUUCCCAACCAACAACACUGCAGAGGAUGGGUACAAGGGGACUGCACCUGUCACUGCCUUCCCUCCCAAUGGAUUUGGGCUGUACAACAUGGUGGGCAAUGCCUGGGAGUGGACAUCUGACUGGUGGGCUGUCCAGCACUCCUCACAGGAACUCCACAACCCUCAAGGGCCGUCCUCGGGCACGGACAGAGUGAAGAAGGGAGGAUCCUACAUGUGCCACAAGUCCUACUGCUACAGGUACCGCUGUGCCGCUCGCAGCCAGAACACCCCCGACAGCUCCGCGUCCAACCUGGGCUUCCGCUGCGCCUCCGACACCCCACCCGAGCCACAGUGACCUCCUGGCUGCUCCAUGGAACGGCUGGACUGCACCCAGGGAACCAGGGAUGAGGGCGGUGUCACCUGCUGAUGGCACAGAAUUGAAAAAUCUACCGCUUAAAGUUCCUGCCGGGGCGGAAAAAAUCCGACACUAAAUGUUGCUUGGAGAAGCUUCAUGUUCAUGGGGACCUGGCCUGGACUCAAAUCCUGACCAAACUUAGCAGUUGGUUUUGGCAAGAAUGUUUUGGGUUCAAUUGGAACAAAACUGUUUUCAAAGGCUACUUAAUAGAGGCUGGAAAAGACCUCCAAGAUCACAGAGUCCAACCUGUGACCGAUCCCCACCCUGUCACCCAGACCAGCUCCUUUAGCAAAGAUCUUUCUUAAUUAGUUUUAUUUAUGUAGAGUUUAUGUUUCUACAAUUACAUGCAAUAAAAACCAAGGACUUCAUAAAGUUCUAGGCAGCUUUAAAAGAAAUUUGAGGCAGUUCAGAAAUUCUAGGCAGCUUUAAAAGCCAAUGAAGGAAUCAAGAGUGAGGCCUGGGAGAUGACACCUCUCCCCAGGGGCAGCUGCCACAGCCCUUUGUUACAUUCCUGUGCAGUGAAAACUUGAUCAGAAAUGGGCUUUUUUGGGGAGAUUUGCUGCUCUUUAGGAAGUGCCUUCUGCAGCUGGGGGGUGAUAAUCCUCAGGGCAAUGAUGAUUAGAAAUCUUGUACGUGUUUCAAUAAAAUGUAAAGCAUUUGUUUA